Molecule: messenger RNA, 1247 nt
Organism: Pantherophis guttatus
Lineage: Eukaryota; Metazoa; Chordata; Lepidosauria; Squamata; Colubridae
Product: transmembrane emp24 domain-containing protein 10-like
Source: RefSeq, a predicted model, not a curated record
CGCAUGCGCUCUCGGACAAUUUCCCCAGCCGGAGCUCGCGCGCCUGGGGAAGCUGCAGGUUUGCACCGUGCAGAAGGCGAUCGCCGGGAAAGCGAAGCGGGCAAGGAGGGUCGUGUGAACGUGCCAACCCGGGUUCUGGGUGCGAUCUGAGCCCCGAAGGGCUGGGGUCGUUGCAUUAACCCCACCACCACCACCAGAUCAGCACCGGGGUCGUUUGGAGACCCCUCCCCAUAUCAGCACCGGGGAAGGCGAGGGUCUCCCUUUUGCACCGUUCCCAUGUGGCUGCCCGCCUUGCUGGGUCCCUGGGCCGUGCUGCUGGCCCUGUUUGCCGGCAGCUGCCGGGGGCUCUCCUUCCACCUGCCCCCGUUGAGCCGCAAGUGCUUGAAAGAGGAGCUGCACCGGGAUGUGAUGGUCACGGGAGAGUUCGAAGUGUCCGAAGCGGCCGCACCGGGUAUCCGGACAGACUUAAAGGUGACGGACUCCGCCGGACACCUGCUCUACUCCAGAGAGGAAGCCAAGAAGGGGAAAUUCGCUUUCACCACGGAGGAUUACGAAGUCUACGAGAUUUGCUUUCAGAGUCACGGACAGCCAGGGAAUUUCCGGCUGCCGGACCAACUGGUCACCCUCAAUGUUAAACAUGGGGUAGAAGCUAUGAAUUAUGAAAACGUCGCCAAAGCGGAGAAGUUGAAACCGUUGGAGAUCGACCUCCGUCGCCUGGAGGACCUUUCCGAGUCCAUCGUCAAGGAUUUCGCCUUCAUGAAAAAACGGGAAGAGGAGAUGCGCGAUACCAACGAAUCCACCAGCACUCGAGUUUUCUACUUUAGCAUUUUCUCCAUGCUGUGUCUGGUCAGCUUAGCUUCCUGGCAGGUGUUCUAUUUACGACGGUUUUUCAAGGCCAAAAAACUCAUCGAGUGACGGAGACCCGAUCCAGGAUUCCUGGUCUCCUUACCUGAUUGUGCCAAGAUCUCGGGACAAACCACUUUUUAUCUCCUCACUGGCCCUCCGAUCUCAAUGGAGGGGUGACACAGAAAUUGGACUCUUUCGGGCCACAGAUUGGUUUGAAAAAACAGCCCGUCUUCUCUGUUUUGGGUGUGUUUCUUUUCUCUUGGACUCAUCUGGGUGAUUUUUCUCACCAUCUCUGCAUCUUUGGGGUGGGGUUGGAGGGCGGGCAUCCGAUCUGACUGUUACGCAAUUUGAGCACACUGGAUGAUAACUGUAUUUGGAAGUAAUAAAUCUUGGUUCCUAGA